ACGACACGACAAAAAGCAAAUCAGAUAGAUAACAUCAAACGAUAACACAAAACCGUUGAAAACACAAGAGCUUCUUCACUCCCAGUCACGGAGCUUUUUUAAACGGCCAUCAUCAAAUGGCCUCUCUUACACUCGGCGGCUUCAGCAUGACUGUCCGUACAAGACCAAUCACAAGAACCAAUCACAAACCCUGCAGAAUCUCCUGCGUUCAAUGGGACCCAGAGGGGCUAUAUGGACCACCACAAACAGGCCAUUUGGCUCGACGGGAGAUCAAUAGAAGGCUCGAGAAAGACGCAGAGUUUCGCGAGGCACUUGAGCAGCAAGCCCGUGAAGAAAAACAGCGUCGCCACUCUCUUCGCCAAUCUAGGGUGAUACCGGACACUCCAGAAAAGCUGAUAGAGUACUUUCUUGAUACUGAAGCUCAGGAGAUUGAGUUUGAGAUUGCUAGACUGAGGCCAAGAUUGAACGAGGAAUUUUUCUCGCAGCUACAAUUUGAACUGGGGCAGCUUCGUUUUGCUGUUUCAAAAACUGAGGAGAUGGAAGACAGAUUGAUUGAGUUGGAAGCACUACAGAAAGCUCUGAAGGAAGGAACAGAAGCCUACGAUAAAAUGCAAGGUGAACUUGUAAAAGCAAAGAAAAGCCUGACAAAAAUAUUGACAUCAAAGGAUGCAAAAGCCACUUUGCUGGAAAUGGUUGAGCAGAAUGAACUUAACAGAUCAUUGUUAACGCUUCUUGAUGAAAACAUAGCAAGCGCGAACCAAGGUAAACAGAAAGAAGCAGCAGCUUUCAUGGAAAAGCUGCGUGCAGCCGUUCUCAAGUACAUGACGGUUUAGCACGGAGGUGAUGAAUAAUGGUACCUUUCAACUAUGAUGUAUUUUUUAUAAUGAAUUUGGCUUGAAAAUGUAUUUGGCUUAUGAGUAUUAGCGAGACCAAUCUUGUAUUUAAAUGAAAGCAUUUGAUUGAAUGUAUAAAGUUAUGCUUCGAUUAAAACUUUUUACAUAAAUUGACUUGUAGUUCCU
Messenger RNA from Populus euphratica (Euphrates poplar), 1019 nucleotides. Its product is annotated as dimethylallyl, adenosine tRNA methylthiotransferase. The record is from RefSeq and is a predicted model, not a curated record. The transcript has 8 exons. The coding region runs from base 117 to 833 and encodes 238 amino acids. NCBI's taxonomy places the organism in Eukaryota, Viridiplantae, Streptophyta, Magnoliopsida, Malpighiales, Salicaceae. Gene Ontology annotation, cellular component: chloroplast stroma.